Messenger RNA from Caenorhabditis briggsae, 1569 nucleotides. It is a transcript of the gene Cbr-klc-2, whose product is annotated as Protein CBR-KLC-2. The transcript is spliced from 6 exons. The coding region runs from base 1 to 1569 and encodes 522 amino acids. NCBI's taxonomy places the organism in Eukaryota, Metazoa, Nematoda, Chromadorea, Rhabditida, Rhabditidae. Gene Ontology annotation, biological process: microtubule-based movement. Gene Ontology annotation, cellular component: membrane-bounded organelle; cytoplasm; kinesin complex. Gene Ontology annotation, molecular function: kinesin binding. The record is from RefSeq and is a predicted model, not a curated record.
AUGAGUUUGGCAGGAUCCACAAUUCAGGCAUAUCGCCAACGAAAAAUAGAAUCGCUGGCGAAGAUGUCCAACAUGUCGCAAGACGACGUGACAACUGGUUUGCGGACCGUCCAACAGGGUCUUGAAGCUCUUCGUGAGGAGCAUUCAACCAUUUCAAACACCUUGGAAACGAGUGUCAAAGGUGUAAAAGAUGAUGAAGCUCCGCUUCCAAAGCAGAAGCUUACCCAAAUUAACGAUAAUUUGGAUAAACUGCUGUGCGGAGUCGAUGAGACUUCUAUGAUGUUGAUGGUGUUCCAACUGACCCAGGGAAUGGAUGCUCAGCAUCAGAAGUACCAAGCACAAAGAAGACGUUUGUGCCAGGAGAAUGCGUGGCUUCGUGAUGAGUUGAGCUCAACUCAAAUCAAACUUCAAGCGUCGGAACAGAUGGUUGCUCAGCUGGAGGAGGAGAACAAGCAUCUCAAGUAUAUGGCUUCAAUCAAGCAGUUUGACGAUGGAGCUGUACCCGACACCAAGACUGUCGUAGAUUCUGGACCACAACCAGUCACUAGUGAAACACUUCAAGAACUUGGAUUUGGUCCUGAAGAUGAGGAAGAUCUGAACACUACUCAGUUCGCACAACCAACUCCAGCUCACUCGAUGGCUGCUUCUGCUGCUGUUGGAUACGAAAUUCCAGCUCGUCUCCGUACUCUUCACAAUCUUGUCAUUCAGUAUGCUUCUCAAGGAAGAUACGAAGUUGCUGUUCCAUUGUGUAAACAAGCUUUGGAAGAUCUUGAAAAGACGAGUGGACACGAUCAUCCAGAUGUUGCAACCAUGCUCAAUAUUUUGGCUCUCGUCUACAGAGACCAGAACAAGUACAAGGAGGCUGCAAAUCUUCUGAAUGAGGCUCUCAGUAUUCGUGAGAAAUGCCUAGGAGAGAGUCAUCCAGCUGUAGCUGCCACCCUCAAUAAUCUCGCAGUUUUGUUCGGAAAACGUGGAAAGUUCAAGGACGCUGAGCCACUUUGCAAGCGAGCCCUUGAAAUUCGUGAGAAAGUAUUUGGAGAUGAUCACCCAGAUGUGGCCAAGCAACUCAAUAAUCUUGCACUUCUUUGCCAGAAUCAAGGAAAAUAUGAAGAAGUGGAAAAGUAUUAUAAGAGAGCUCUAGAAAUCUAUGAGAGCAAACUAGGACCAGAUGAUCUUAAUGUGGCAAAGACCAAGAACAACUUGUCGUCAGCUUACCUGAAACAAGGAAAAUACAAGGAAGCAGAGGAUUUGUAUAAGCAGAUUCUGACUCGAGCUCACGAGAAAGAAUAUGGUCAAGUCAGUGGAGACAAUAAGACAAUUUGGCAAAUCGCAGAAGACCGUGAAGAGAAUAAGCACAAAGGAGAAGGUGCAACUGCUAAUGAGCAAGCUGGAUGGGCUAAGGCUGCUAAAGUGGACAACCCAACAGUGACCACAACUCUCAAAAAUCUAGGAGCUCUUUACCGUCGACAAGGGAAAUACGAAGCCGCUGAGACAUUGGAAGACGUUGCGUUGAGAGCCAAGAAGCAGUUCGCCGAAUCAAGGAAAAUGGAUCGAUCUGGCAUGUACUAA